AUGGUCACAUCAUUCACAACACACAGUCAAGAUGCUGACCACUUAGCCAUAGAAGUUAUGAAAGUCAGAGAAGAGAUCAAAUCCAGUGUCGCAAACAAUCGCGGAAACCCAGGUCAACUUUUGAGUGAUAACCUAUCGAAAUAUCCAGUAGGUGUACGAGUUGCUGCUGGUAAGCCAGACCCAUUAAAACGUGCCAUUAAACGAAUUCAACGUGAAAAUACAUCACCAGAACCAGCAAAUGUAACAGAAAUACCCGAGAUUCCUGCAGAGUGCACAACCACUGGUGGGAUGGAUAAUAUACCAUUCUUACUUUAUGACAAUUACGAACCAGAUCAGGAAAAUGAGAACAUAAUUGUAAUAUUUGGAACUGAGUUGGGAUUAAAGCAUUUAUGUGACAGUGAUAGAUGGUACAUGGAUGGAACAUUUGGAACCGCUCCUAAACGAUUCAAACAGCUGUUCAUCAUUAGAGCUGCUGUCAGUGACGUGUACGCGACGUGUGUGUAUGCAUUCCUGCCGAACAAACAACAGUCUGCGUAUGAAAAUGUGUUCGGCGCUGUGAUGGAUGCUUGUGACAGAUAUGAACUCACACCAAAUCCAACUUCAGUCUCUUGUUACUUUGAAAUAUCAAUCCACAGAGCUAUAAACACUAUGUUAGGUCCUCAGAUCAGCAUCCAGGGUUGUUUUUACCACGUAACGCAGUCAACAUGGAGAAAACUGCAAAGUGACGGUCUGUCGGUUCUGUACAAAGAAGAUGAGUCUAUCAAACACUUCUGUGGAAUGAUCGAUGGGUUGGCAUUUUUGCCAACAGACUGUGUACAGGAGGGUAUGCGGUACCUGCGCUCAGUUGUGCCAGAAGAACUCAGUGAAAUAUUGGAAUAUUUUGACACUUAUGUUAGUGGCCCUUACCAGUCAACCCGGGGGUCAAGAGGAGUGAUCAAAGUUACCCGAACAAACAAUCCCAGGUAUCCAGUUGAUAUGUGGAAUGUGAAUGAAGCGACUCUGAAUGACGAGGUACGUACCAACAAUAUUUGCGAGUCUUGGAACAAUGGAUUCGCCUAUCUCGUAGGACAGAAGAACCCCAGUCUGUGGUAUUGUUUGAGUAGCAUUCAGAAGGAUCAGAUCAAUGUGUUGACAGAACUUGAACGGUUGAGACAGGUUGAUCAAGUGAAGAAACGGGUGAGGAGGGAAGUGAAACAGUACCAACAGAAGUUGAAGAGUCUGUGUCAACAGUUCUCUAAGGGAAAGACGACUGUCUCUGCAUUUCUGCAGGCGCUUGGACAUUUGAUUAGAUUUAAGUAUUGGUGCCAAUGUAAGUUUUGA
This is a messenger RNA of Dreissena polymorpha, 1320 nucleotides long. RefSeq lists its product as uncharacterized. The record is from RefSeq and is a predicted model, not a curated record. The transcript has a single exon. The coding region runs from base 1 to 1320 and encodes 439 amino acids. NCBI's taxonomy places the organism in Eukaryota, Metazoa, Mollusca, Bivalvia, Myida, Dreissenidae.